Molecule: messenger RNA, 1306 nt
Organism: Schistosoma bovis
Lineage: Eukaryota; Metazoa; Platyhelminthes; Trematoda; Strigeidida; Schistosomatidae
Source: the annotation of a GenBank genome assembly
GAAUAAUAUGCUUGUUAAGAUAAAAAAGCAGCGCUCGAGACCUCACCAACGUUUGAUGUUACGGGUUCUCAAUAUUCUGAUAUCAUUCUUUUCAUAUUUUAGGUAUUUGUACAUAUUUGCUUACAUCUGAAGAUUUGUUAAUUAGCUCAAUUUACCCGAUAUCUGAAUCGAUUAAUUUUAUAGCAGAAUGAAUAUUGGAGGAGUUCAAAUAUACGUCAUUAAGAUCUUUAGACGUGGCUUCGCUGUUAUUUCUAACAAGCCUUACAAAGUUUCUAUCUUUGAUUCAUGGAACACAUGUAAACAUAUUGACGGAAAUCAGCCAGAUUUUCGUAAUGUCCCAACAGUGUCCGCUAUACUAAGUAAAACAGCACCCUUGGAAAGUACAAUUGCACUCCGAAAAUGGCAGGAUAAAAAGAAAAAUGAACUUGGCGAAGAUGGGUUUCAGGAGUACAUGAGAGAACUUCAGCUUUUAGGAAAAAGUGUUCAUUCCAGUGUAGAAGCACGACUUAUAAAGGGCAAGUUUCCUUCUAAUCUACCUGAAAAUGUUUCCAAAUAUUGCGAAAGUCUAAAAUAUAUCUUGGAUGAUUUAAAGUCUUCUGCAGUAGAAACUAACUGCUUCCAUCCUCAGCUUUUGUAUCGCGGGAGGUUUGAUAGUAUAGUGUUUUCAAAAGAUAUAAACGAACCUAUUUUGACUGAAUGGAAAACAGUACACGAAUCCAAAAGAAUAUUGACUAUUGAGCAGGCUUAUGAUAGUCCAUUACAAGUUGCCGCGUAUAUUGGAGCUUAUAACUUUACUCGUUAUCCUGAAUCUUUGCCUGUCAAAAAAGGAAUGCUGGUGUAUUCUUAUGGUGAUGGUUAUCCAGCUGCUCGGUUUGUUUUAAACGAAACUAACUUGUUACAUUACUGGGAGUUGUGGUGUGAACGUGUUCAAGCUUAUUAUGAUCAGAUUCAUUUUGAUUAUUCAACUGAUUAUCAAUUAUUUGUGAUGAUGUCAUAUUUUCUCGCAUGAUUAUUACCUCUUUUUUAUCAUCAUUCUCCAAUUGAUUUAAUUUAUUUUGUUGUUUAUCAAUUGAAUUCAUGUGUUUAUUAUUCAUAGUUAAAACAGUUGUUAUUGUAGUCUUAUCUUGUGAACUGUUAUAAUCAUUUACUGUUAUUGGACUAGGUGAACAACAAGGCGAUGAACAUGUAGUAGAAUAAUACGAAUUAAAUGUUACAUUAUGCAUAAAAAUAUUUGGUGUAGAUGGUUCACUUUUUAUAUGUGAUAUACAUUGACUAUUAUUAUUAGUAUUAUUAUUAUCAUUGUUAU